CCGUCGUCGUUAUGCCUCGGGGAAGCAGAAGCCGAACAUCCCGCAUGGCCCCACCGGCCAGCCGUGCACCACCAAUGCGAGCAGCUCCACCACAGGCUGCACGUGCUCCGGUCCCCGCGCCUGCCCCUGCAUCAGCCGUGGCUUCUCCUGCUCCCCGGCAGCCAGGCCUGAUGGCCCAGAUGGCCACCACAGCUGCUGGCGUGGCUGUGGGCUCGGCUGUCGGGCACACACUAGGGCAUGCGAUGACUGGAGGAUUUGGGGGCGGCUCUGAAGCGGCCAGGCCAGACAUCACUUACCAGGAGGCGCAGGCAGCCCAGCCUGCAGUGCAGCAGUCGCAGUACCCACCUUGCCAGUACGAAAUGAAGCAGUUCCUGGAGUGUGCCCAGAACCAGUCUGAUCUGAAGCUGUGCGAGGGCUUCAGCGAGGUCUUGAAGCAAUGCCGUUUUGCAAACGGUCUAGCCUAACAAAGCUGAGCAGACUGAAGUCCAAGUCCGUUAAUGAAAGAUGCUUCACUAGUAAAAUUCUCUUUAAAGCCUAAAAAGCCGUCUAGCAUUUCUCAUUUGUUUGCUACCAGUUGGCCAG
Molecule: messenger RNA, 582 nt
Organism: Euleptes europaea (tarantolino)
Lineage: Eukaryota; Metazoa; Chordata; Lepidosauria; Squamata; Sphaerodactylidae
Gene: CHCHD2
Product: coiled-coil-helix-coiled-coil-helix domain containing 2
Exons: 4
Coding region: 12-464 (150 amino acids)
Biological process (GO): mitochondrion organization; positive regulation of transcription by RNA polymerase II
Cellular component (GO): mitochondrion; nucleus
Molecular function (GO): sequence-specific DNA binding
Source: RefSeq, a predicted model, not a curated record